Arachis ipaensis is the source of this 795-nucleotide messenger RNA. RefSeq names its product putative indole-3-pyruvate monooxygenase YUCCA11. The record is from RefSeq and is a predicted model, not a curated record. Lineage: Eukaryota; Viridiplantae; Streptophyta; Magnoliopsida; Fabales; Fabaceae. Gene Ontology annotation, molecular function: flavin adenine dinucleotide binding; NADP binding; N,N-dimethylaniline monooxygenase activity.
AUGACGAGUCUCAAAUCAAUGUAUGCAAAAAUGAAUCAGCGUCUUAUUAUUACUCCUUCAAGAAUUCAUCAUAAUCCACUGCUGCAACAAGAAUACGCCGGGAAUAUACUGGAGUUAGGGUUAGAGCAUCUUUCUUCCGUCGCCGCCUCCGGCAGAACCGCCUCAAUGACGGAAGCAACGCUUCUCCUCCUUCUCCUGAGCUUAACGAUUGCUGAAGACAACAACGUUGAUAAUUUUUGCUCUCUCAAUGGAAAGUGGAGGCUCCUUGUUACCAACAACUCUUCCGGUGCCGACGAGAUCUAUGAAGCGGAGUUUUUGGUGGUUGCGAGUGGAGAGAAUAGUGAAGAGUACAUCCCAAACAUUAAAGGACUUGAGAGCUAUCAAGGAGAGUCCAUGCAUUGUAGCAAGUAUUUGAAUGGGAGAGAAAUGUACAAGAAGAAUGUUUUGGUUGUUGGAUGUGGCAAUUCUGGCAUGGAAAUUGCUUAUGAUCUUUCAACUUGGGGUGCAUAUACCUCUAUUGUCGUCAGAAGUCAGGUGCAUUAUUUUACUAAGGAAAUGGUGUAUGCGGGUAUGUUGAUGCUGAAACACUUCAUGGUGGAUAAAGUGGACAAGAUGAUGGUUCUUAUGAGCAAAUUGAAGUAUGGGAAUAUGUUUAAGUAUGGUUUGACGAGGCCAAAGGAGGGACCUUUUGCACUCAAAAUAAAAGGUGGUACUACUCCUACCAUUGAUGUUGGUUGUAUAGAAAAGAUUAAGAAGGGAAAAGUGAAGGUAAUAAAUACAUAUAUACUUGUUUAA